CCGGUCUUUCUCACUUUUUUCCUCAUCAAUUUCUCAUUUUUUCUUCUUUCUGCAAAUUUUUAUUUUCCCGGAAAAUCAUCACUGAGAAAAAUGCUCGCUGUGUUUGAGAAGACGGUGGCGAAUAGCCCUGAAGCUUUACAAAGUCCACACUCGUCUGAGUCUGCUUUCGCUUUGAAAGAUGGAUCUCUCGCGACUCAUUUCGCUUCCGUGAAUCCUAACUCCGUCACGCUUAACUUCGGAUCUUCUGGAUUUGUUGCUUACUCUCUUGAUAAUCAUGAUCCUCGUGUUCCUAGAUUAUUUGCGGUGGUGGAUGACAUUUUCUGUCUCUUCCAAGGACACAUUGAGAACCUACCGUUUCUGAAGCAGCAGUAUGGUUUGAACAAAAUCACAAACGAGGCCAUCAUUGUGAUUGAGGCUUACAGGACGUUACGUGAUCGAGGUCCUUACCCUGUGGACAAAGUUGUCAGAGAUUUCCAUGGAAAGUUUGCAUUUAUCCUCUUCGAUAGCACCAAGAAAACCGUCUUCGCUGCUGCUGACGCAGAUGGAAGUGUGCCGUUCUUUUGGGGUAACGAUGCCGAAGGGCAUCUUGUUCUUUCUGAUAACACUGAGAUGAUGAAGAAAGGUUGCGCUAAAUCUUAUGGUCCUUUUCCUAAAGGUUGCUUCUUUACGUCGUCUGGAGGACUGAGGAGCUUCGAGCACCCAAAGAACGAGUUGAAGCCAGUGCCGAGAGUGGACAGCUCGGGAGACGUGUGUGGUGCAACUUUCAAGGUUGACGCUGAGACUAAGAGAGAGGGUACCAAAAUGCCUAGAGUCGAUAGCUCCCAAAAUUGGGCCGGUCAUAUCUAAACCGGAAUCAUACAAAAAUCAUAAGCUGCAUCUUCCUCUUGUCUUGUCCCCUCUCCUUCGUUACAUGUUUGAGUGACAUUGAGACAAUAUUCACAGCACAGUGUUCUCUCUCUCUAUUACGUUUAUGUACAUGUUUGAGGUGGGAUUUGGAAAGGAUGUCGAGUUUUGUGAAACUGUGGAACCAUGAGACUAGACUAUUGUUUCUCUGUUUGCGUUUCUUAAAUCAAUAAAUAAAUAAGUUUUUGUUUC
This is a messenger RNA of Arabidopsis arenosa, 1095 nucleotides long. NCBI's taxonomy places the organism in Eukaryota, Viridiplantae, Streptophyta, Magnoliopsida, Brassicales, Brassicaceae. The record is from the annotation of a GenBank genome assembly.